Molecule: messenger RNA, 540 nt
Organism: Miscanthus lutarioriparius
Lineage: Eukaryota; Viridiplantae; Streptophyta; Magnoliopsida; Poales; Poaceae
Source: the annotation of a GenBank genome assembly
AUGGAGCAAGGAGACGAGGCGUCGUCAGUGAACAAGGAGAGCCCAGAGCAGCAGCUUACCAGGGACGACGGCGCGACGUGGCUGAACCUCACGCUGGGCGCGAGCGAAUCGCCCUCGCCGGACGCCGCGGCGGCAGCCCUCGGACGCGAGCUGCUCCGCCGAGUACGGGUCCGGGUCCGGGCGCUGGGCGGGCACCAGAACGCGCACAAGCGGGAGCGCAGCGCCGCCAAGCGGUCCUACCACGCGCAGCGGAUGAUCGUGGGCCUGCCGCUGCACGCGCACGCCGCGCUCAUGCACUCGCUCCGGGUCAACCCGGCCUCGUCGGCGAUCCACAAGGCGGCGGCGAGCCAGCAGGCGGCGCCGAUCAGAACGGCGGCGAGGUUCCUCGAGGACAGCGGCGUGGCCGCGGCCUGGGGCACGAUCGCCUGCGAGGAAGCGCCCAAUUCGGCGUGGCCUGGGAGCUUCAGGCUGAGAGCACAGCACACAGAGCAUGAGCAAGCGUCUGAACAGAGUAAGAUCGACUUGAACCUCAGGCUCUGA